Messenger RNA from Penicillium riverlandense, 432 nucleotides. RefSeq lists its product as uncharacterized. The transcript has a single exon. The record is from RefSeq and is a predicted model, not a curated record. The coding region runs from base 1 to 432 and encodes 143 amino acids. Lineage: Eukaryota; Fungi; Ascomycota; Eurotiomycetes; Eurotiales; Aspergillaceae.
AUGAGCCCCCAUCUGGCGGAGUACCAGUUGCGCCAACACCGCUGCCUGCCCCAAUCACCCUGUCGCAUCACUUGCGACUUCGGAGAGACAAGAAUGGUGAUCGCGCGGGCCCGUUUUGGCCCUUCGGCAGUGCCAAUCCGCAAUGCGACAAGGGUGGAUGCGGAUGAUUUGAUCGCCCCCCCUCCCCCCAAGGUGAAUGCCGCGCAUCAUCAGCCGACGACCAGGCGAGGCCAGGAGCCAUCCCGCGACAUGGUUGCGCUGGCAUUCAAGCCACACCAUUGGCGCGACCCGUUCUUUAUCGGUCUUGGGCGCUCGCCAGUCGGCGCACGAGGUACCUGCUUUGUGCGAGCGAGCGGCGCUCACCAUCCUCCCGCCAGCAUUUUUGCUUGCUAUUUUCUAUGCGAUCAAGACAUGGGAAUUUAUGCGAUUUGA